Molecule: messenger RNA, 866 nt
Organism: Aphanomyces invadans
Lineage: Eukaryota; Oomycota; Saprolegniomycetes; Saprolegniales; Verrucalvaceae
Product: ribosomal RNA large subunit methyltransferase J
Exons: 4
Coding region: 26-808 (260 amino acids)
Biological process (GO): cytoplasmic translation; tRNA methylation
Cellular component (GO): cytoplasm
Molecular function (GO): tRNA methyltransferase activity
Source: RefSeq, a predicted model, not a curated record
CACCAAUUGGCCCAGCGAUCUCGCGAUGGGGAAGACCACGACGGACAACCGAGAUAUCUUCUACCGUCGCGCCAAGGAGGUUGGCUUUCGUGCCCGCUCGGCGUUCAAGCUGAUGCAACUGGACGAUCAGUUCAACUUGUUUGAAAAUGUCGAGCGCGCUGUGGAUCUGUGCGCGGCUCCUGGUAGCUGGAGUCAAGUGCUCAGCCGCAAGCUGUACCACAACCGAGACAUCCCCAACGUGGACAGCGCGACCACGAGCGACGCCAUCCGCGUCGUCUCAGUAGAUCUCCAAGAAAUGGCCCCAAUUCCAGGGGUUGUGCUGCUGCAGGGCGACAUCACAUCGACGCAAACCGCUGACCAGAUCAUUUCGUACUUUGACGGCCAAAAAGCCAAUAUUGUCGUGUGCGACGGCGCGCCGGACGUCACGGGCGUCCAUGAUAUCGACGAGUAUGUUCAGUCGGAGCUGCUCCUGGCGGCACUCAACAUAACAACGUUCGUUCUGGCGCCUCAAGGCAGCUUCGUGGCCAAGAUCUUUCGCUGCAAACACUACGACUUUUUGGCUUCCCAGUUGAGUCUGUUUUUCUCGGAAGUGACGUGCGCCAAGCCCCAGAGCAGUCGCGUCUCGAGCAACGAGCACUUUGUAGUGUGCCGUGGUUUCCGCCUCCCGCCCAACUACACCCCAGUCAUGACGUCGCCUUUGCUGCCGCAGUAUGGCCAGCCAGAAGCACUCGCCGCCAACCCUGCUGUUGUGUCUUUUGUCGCGUGUGGAGACCUCAGCGCGUACGACGACGGUGAAGUCGAUCAGUAGCGUCGCAGGCAUGACUAACCCUAUGAAGAUGAAAUUCAAUGAUGCCGAUCUUAUCACA